Molecule: messenger RNA, 3084 nt
Organism: Seminavis robusta
Lineage: Eukaryota; Bacillariophyta; Bacillariophyceae; Naviculales; Naviculaceae
Source: the annotation of a GenBank genome assembly
AUGAAGUUCCUACCAACCAUUGUAGCUGUCUUUCUCUUGACUGCCCAGAGCCAAGUCAAGCCAUCCCAAGCAUACCUGAGGGUCAGGCUGGCAGAGGCUUCCUCCGAAGCACCCUCUCAAGCGCCAUCUAGCAUGCCCAGUUCGGCUCCAAGCAAUCAGCCCAGCCAAGCCCCCAGUGCAUCUCCAAGCAAUGCACCCAGCAAUUCACCCAGCAAUGCUCCAAGUCAAGCUCCAACUGCAACCAAGGAGGAAGAACUCCCUUGGUGUGAUGAACUUGAUAUAGAAGAGUCGGAUAUGCCCAGCACAGUCCCUUCUCAAAGUCCAUCAGUGGCUCCUUCUCAAAGUCCCUCGAUGACUCCUAGUGCUGUUCCUUCCCAGACUCCAUCGGUUGCACCAAGCACCAUCCCUUCAUGGAGUCCAUCGUCAAGUCCAUCAGCCAGUCCUUUCUGGUCUUGGAGCCCUUCAGCCACUCCAUCAGCCAGCCCAUCCUCGGUGCCCUCUCAGGCGCCAUCUCAAAGCCCUACUAACGAUGUGGAUGCCUGCAUCUGUUCCACCAGCGCUCCUAGUCUUGCUCCGAGCAAUGCCCCGUCAUCUGAACCAAGCCAAGCACCAUCAUUGGUUCCAAGCAUGGCACCUAGUGCAACUCCAAGCGCAUCCCCGUCAGCUGCAAUUUCCAGCAUGGCUUCGGCAACUCCCUCUGCUUUGCCCUCUGCCAUGCCUUCGCAAGCACCUUCUUCCAUGCCUUCCCUGGCACCAUCUGACUGUAUCUGCCACUGUUUCUGCGCUGAAAGAGAACUUAGUUAUGCACCAAGCCAAGCUCCAUCUUCGGAACCCAGUCAAGCACCAUCGUCAAUUCCAAGCAUUGCCCCAAGUACAGUUCCCAGUGCUUCCCCAUCAGCAGCCCCUUCUGUUGCUCCUUCACAAGCCCCUUCUGUUGCUCCCUCUGCAUCACCCUCUUCAAUGCCUUCCACAGCACCUUCUGCCAGUGACAUGUGCAUUUGUCCAGAGCCAGAGAAGCCAGUGCGCAAGUGCCGAAUACGCCAGAAAAAAUCCUAUCUUCGCCCAACCCAACCCCCUACUAGGAAUCCAACAGCCAAGCCUACGACCAAGCCUAUGACCAAGCCUACGACCAAGCCUAUGACCAAGCCUACGACCAAGCCUACGACCAAGCCUACAACCAAGCCUACGACCAAGCCCACGACCAAACCGACAAAACCCCAAAACAGCAACAAUAAUCCUCGACCUCGACCUCAGUCGAACCCCCAUCCUCACCCGCAGUCCAAUCCACACCCUCACCCACAGUCCAAUCCCCAUCCUCAGCAAACAAACUCCCACACACACCCAAAUGUGCAUCACAACACCCAUACAAAUCCUCAACAAACAACAAAACCAACCAGCCCACCCAAUGCACGCAAUCCUCGCCCCCAAGGUCCGCAUUCCAAGAAGCCAACCAUAAGACCAACAAAUCCUCCUUCUAAAACCCCACCAACAUCAGUUGGCAUCACUGACAAACCAUCAAGGGCACCAGUUGAAAUAUCAGUCCACACUACCACAACAAACCCCCCACAUCAAGUUGCCCAUACCGCAUCGCCUACUCCGAGGAACACUGCCAAUGCAGUGCCCACUGCCAGUCCUACAACAACACCAACCACCAACAAACAGACCUUGCCCCCCACAGUUGCAAAUAAUACAAUCACAAAGACAACGACGCAGGCCCCCUCUAAUUCAAGCCCAACUAGUUUGCGAGGUUCAUCAGAAACACCAACAUUGAGCCCUUCAGAAGUACCAACAGCCACAACUUCUUCCCAAGGGCCAGCUUUGGAGACACCAACACAGUCAACAAUUCCCCCUAUUUCAACACCAACAGCUGCGCCAAACCAACACACUGUGAAGUCUCCAAUUCCCACUGUGUCUCCUACUCAAGCAACUUCAAGUAGUUCACCUACACAAUCCUCAUCCACUGCCUCUCCCACUUUGGUUCUCACAAGCUUUCCAACUACGCAAACCCCUGCAUCUGGUUUGCCAACAGUAGCUUCAAAUAGUUCCCUGCUGAGAGCACCCACUGUACACCCCACUGGAUCUCCCACUGGUACUUCCACUCAAAGUCUCACCGAGACUCCCACUAAAGUUGCUAUGGGGACUCCGACAGGACUUCCUAAUACUGGCACUCACACUGAAAGUCCGACAGGCACUCCCAGUGGAAUCCCCACUACUUCUCCCACUUCCAGCCCCACUGAAAGACAAACUGUCAGCCCAACAACAUUGAACCCCACAACAUUGACUCCAACAGUGGCAAGUCGGCACCCUAGUGCUGCUCCAACAACAGGAACCCCAAUUGCAUCCUCCUUGUCAGAUUCUCCUACUGGCACUCCAACCACUGUUCCUCCCAGUACAGGCUUGGAUACUGUAGCACCCACUGGUGUACCAACCAGUCUGUUAAUAGUUGCUCCCAACGCAACUCGAACAGGAACAAGUAGACCUUCUGAUAGCCCCACAAGCCCACCAAAAGGUAGCCCCACUGGGCAAGCAAAAUCCAGUAUACCAACAGGCACACCAACCGGCACUCCAACCAGAACACCAACGGGGCACCCCACAAAGACAACAACUCAAAAACCUAUUGCAAGCCCCAUAACUGAAGGGCCCACAAGACAACCAAGCAAAACUCCAACCAGAAGCCCAAUAGAAAAACCAACAGGUCACCCCACGUUGGGUCCAACUGACUCAGUCACAACCACCAUACUUGUGCCAAACACAAACAUUUCCAAAAAAACUGAAGCCCCAACAGCUUCUUCUACCAAGCCUCCUGUUACCAUUAUCACUCCUCUACCACAGACACCAGUUCCUACAGUCCUUCAAACUCCGCUACAGACUUCUUUCACAACUUUCGUGGGAUCUAAUCCCAAGCAAACUGAAGCCCCAACAGCUGCUCCUACCAAGCCUCCCGUAACCGUUAUCACUCCUCUACCACAGACACCAGUUCCUACAGUCCUUCAAACUCCGCUACAGACUUCUUUCACAACUUUCGUGGAUCUAAUCCCAAGCAAACUGAAGCCCCAACAGCUGCUCCUACCAAGCCACCCGUAA